Molecule: messenger RNA, 4419 nt
Organism: Pungitius pungitius (ninespine stickleback)
Lineage: Eukaryota; Metazoa; Chordata; Actinopteri; Perciformes; Gasterosteidae
Gene: rpgrb
Product: retinitis pigmentosa GTPase regulator b
Exons: 15
Coding region: 230-3652 (1140 amino acids)
Source: RefSeq, a predicted model, not a curated record
GAAAAGUACCAAACAAAGCAAAACCGCCGCAUGUGUCCUUCAGACUACAGAAAUGUUGAAGAAAUAAAAAAAGACGUAAAAACAAACGCCCUGAGGGUCACGUCGUCAGCGUCAUGACGUCGUUCCGUCGUAACCUAGGAGAUGUUCUGUUUACUUCCGGGUUGUCGAAAACAAGAGGGGCAACAACACGCCUAUGAAACCGUGCAAAGCGGAUUAAAGUCCUACAGACAUGGCCGGGGAGUCCGAGGACGAGAUUCCUGAAUCAGGAGCAGUUUUCACUUUUGGAAAAAGCAAAUUUGCGGAAAACGUCCCCAGUAAAUUCUGGCUGAAAAAUGACGUCCCCUUGAAGAUAGCGUGCGGAGACGAGCACACCGCCUUAAUAACAGGAAACGGGAAGCUCUUCAUGUUUGGAAGCAACAACUGGGGCCAACUGGGUCUGGGGUCCAAGCUGACCGUGAGCAAGCCCACCUGUGUCAAAGCUCUUAAAUCUGAAAAAGUCCAGCAUGUGGCCUGUGGGAGAAACCACACCCUCAUCUGCACAGCUCGGGGCAAAGUGUUCGCCUCGGGGGGGAACAGCGAGGGUCAGCUGGGGCUCGGCGACUGCGCGGAGAGGACGUCCUUCCAGAGGGUCGACUUCCUGGAUUCCCACGGACCAAUCAAAAUGCUCGCUGCCGGCUCGAACACCUCCGCCGCCCUCACAGAGUGCGGAAAACUGUUCAUGUGGGGCGACAACGCGGAGGGGCAGAUCGGGUUGGGGAAGGAGAGCCACGCCUCGUCGCCGCAGGAAGUCAGCGUGGGGCGACCAAUCAGCUGGGUGUCCUGUGGAUACUACCACUCUGCCUUAGUCACAGCUGACGGCGCUCUCUACACCUUUGGCGAGCGGGACAACGGUAAACUGGGCCUGAGCACGGAGCAGCUGGCCCAGCACCGCGUCCCCCAGCCGGUGAAGAGCCUGAAGGAGCCGGUGAGCCAGGUGGCCUGUGGAGGAGGACACACCGUGGCCCUCACAGAGGACGCCGUCUUCACCUUCGGUCUGGGUCAGUUCGGGCAACUGGGUCACGGGACGUUCGACUUCGAGGCUCGGGUGCCGCGGCCCAUCCGUCACUUCAAGAAGGGUCGCGUCCGCCAUGUGACGUGCGGCGAAAACCACACCGCCGUCCUCACAGACGGCGGCCUGCUCUACACCUUCGGAGACGGACGCCAUGGGAAACUGGGCCUGGGAGAAGAGAACUUCACCAACCAGUUCAAACCCACCUUGAGCCCACGCUUCCUCCAGUACAACGUUCAGGCCGCUUCCUGCGGCGGCUGCCACAUGGUGGUUCUGGCCCGGCCGAGGGACGAGAGCUGCGCCGACGUGACUCUGGAGGCAGACGACGUGACGGAGGACCACCUGGAGAAGCCGUACGAGCAGCUGCUGGGGGACGCGGCCGACUGCUCCGCCCUGCAGAGGAGCCUCUCCGCCCGGGUCCGCCGGAGGGAGAGGGAGAGAUCCCCGGAGCAGUUUGGCGCCCCGUUCCGCACGCUGCCCGCCACGACGCCCAGCUACCUCCACCCGCCGCCGCCGCCGCCCCUCUCCAGCCAGAGCGUCCCGCCUCCACCCGAGCUGGGCCUCAGAAAGGUGCUCAACGGCACUCACCAACACAGGAGCGCAGGGUCAAUGCACCAGGAGCAGACGGCGGGCGAGGCAGACGGCGUGGUGGAGAGCCUGACGGACAGCGACAGCGUGAAGGGCCUGGGAGAAACCUCCGACUUCCUGAACAUGACUCACGUGAUGAAGAUGGACCCCGCUGAUCAAUCGCUCACUUUGUCUCCAGUUCAGAAGAGGAAGGGUAAGCCCGGUAAGGCCUCCAAAGGGCACCCAAAAGAGGAGAGGAAGCUCUGGGGGCAGAGCAGCUUCUCUCCUGGUGGGGCAGUGAGCCCCCCCCGACGCAGAACCACCAAUCGGAACAAAGAGAACGUGAUGGAGCAGCUGCAGAGGAGGCCCGGCGGGGACAAGCCCAGUGGCGGGGACAUCAGAAGGACGGCUUCCGGGCGGCGGCUCCGGCCGGCUGAGGGGAGGGGCCGGCUGACGGAGGUCAGCAGGAGGCUGGACGCGGCCUCCCUGGGCCCUGAACCUGUCCGAGAGCAGAGCACAGCCAUCGCGGUGCAGAGUCGGCGAGCGGGGAGCCCGGCGGGCCCACCGCGGCGGAGAGAGAGCGGCGACCUUUUGAAGCGAUCCAAGAGCGAGAAAAACAAAAAAAAGGACAAGGCGGCGAAGCUCGGCCUGCUCGCCGGAGCCGCCGCCCUCGCCGCGGGGGGGUCGCUGAUGAUGCACCAGGCGGCAUCCAGAAGCUCGCCGCCGCCAUCUGAUUUAAGCAUCAACAUCAUACCUGAGGGUCAAGUGGGGGAGGAAGGGAAGGGAUGGGGGGAAGAGAGGAAGGACUCUGCAACGGCAGAAGAGGAGGAAGAGGAGGAGGAGAAGGAGGAAGGGAAGAGGACGAGGGCAGAAGUCAGUGAGGAGGAGGAGGAGGAGGAGGAGGAGGAGGAGGAAGGGAAGAGGACAGGGACAGAAGUCAGUGAGGAGGAGGAGAAGGAAGAAAACGAAGUCAUUCACUUUAUUGAGAAAUUUACUGAAGAAGAAGACGAAGAAGAAGAAAUCAACACUCUUCAACCUGAGGAUGAGUCCGAAACUGAAAAAGGCAAAGAGAAGAGCAGAGAUGAGGAGGAAGAUGAGAGCAGUGCGCUGGAAGAAGAAACAGAAGAGGAAGAGGAGAGCAGUGCGCUGGAAGAGGAAGCAGAGGAGGAAGAGGAGAGCAGUGCGCUGGAAGAGGAAGCAGAGGAGGAAGAGGAGGCUAGCUCCACAGCAGAAAGUGAAAGUGAAGAUGAGACGGAAUCAAGGGAGAGCAAAUUAGGGGAUGCAGAAGGGGAGGAGGAUGAGGAGGAGUCCAGUCAUGACACAGAGAGCAAAGGGGAAGAGUCUGAAGGUGAAGAAGAGGGUCUGGAUAGUGAGGAAGAGGACGAUGAAAGUGAGUCCUCAAAGUCAUCAGAGGAGGAGGAAGAGAGUGAGACAGAGAGAGGAGAAGAGGAGGAGGAAAGUAGUGCUGAGGAUGAAGAGGAAGAGACAGCGAGUAGUGAGGAAGAAGAGGGUGAAAAUGAAGAAGAAGAGGAGGAGGAGGAGAGUGAAGAUGAAAAGCGGGAGGAGGAGGAGGAGGAAGAAGAGGAGAGUCAAGGUGAAAAGGAGGAGGAAGAGGAAGAGAGUGAAGAUGAAAAGUGGGAGGAGGAGGAGGAAGAGGAACAAGAGGAGGAGGAGGAAGAAGAAGAAGAGGAGAGUCAAGGUGAAAAGGAGGAGGAGGAAGAGGAGAGUGAAGAUGAAAAGCGCAAGGAGGAAGAAGAGAGCACUGAGGACGAGGAAAAAGAGAGUGAGGAGGAAGAGGAGGAUCAGAACAGCGAGGAAGAGGCUGAGGAAGAGGAGGUUGAUAGCGGUGAGGAGGAAGGUAAAGAAGUAGAGGAAGAAGAAGAAGAAGAGGAGGAAGUUGUGAAAGAGAAAAGGUCUUCUGAGGUGAAAAGUGUAAAGUCUGGAAGAAGGCAGAGGUCAGGGGUCAAAGGUCAGGCAGCAGACGAGUCGGAGGAGUUCUGGGACGACGUUCUGCCGCAGUACCUCCAGCUGAAGUAACGCCCAUCAUCAGCAUCACAUCUGCUUCACUGUGAAGACUCAGCAGGUCCCUGAACUCAUCGCUCACGGUGCCUUUACUGCCGGCUGUCAUUAUAACAUUUACAUUUUUAAUCAUUUCAUUUCAUGUUUUUAUUCAUUCAAUUGUUGGAUUUUUUUUUUGUAUUUCUUUUGUUUCUGUUAAAAAUAUAUUAUUCAUUUUCAUAUUCAUUUCAGAACAAACUAUCCACAGAGCUCCGAUUUGUUUUAUUUUCUAUUCUUUAUAUUUAUAUUUCUUUGUGUUUAAAUUGAUAGUUUUCUCUUUAAAACAUCUUCAAAUGUCCUAAAAACAAAAAAGAUGUACGAUAACUUACAUUGUUUCCUGUGGAAUGACUUCCUGUCUGGAGCCCUCCAGAUGUUGAGAUGUUUCGGAGUCUCAGGUGGGGCUCUUUUUUUUUACAAUCCCUCCCGUAGUCCCGUCCCAGCAUGCACUGCUGUAGUCUGGAGGAACUCCACAGGUACCAAACCAUCCCAGUAGGAUGAAGAUGUCCUUCCUUCAUCUUGAUCUCGAACCCUGACUCUGUGCCAAUUCAUCUUAGGUUAAGAGUUUAAAUGAAUGAAACAUCUGAUUAUGACAUAUUUGAUUGACACUUUUCAUCAGGAUGCAAGUGAAGGAUCUGCUCCGACGUGGAGCACGGGUCAAGAGGAGGAGGAACAAGAAGAAGAGGACACUGAUACGUCAGCUGAGCAGAGUUUAGACGACCCGACGGAGGAGCCGACGGAGGAGCCCA